Messenger RNA from Aspergillus brunneoviolaceus CBS 621.78, 849 nucleotides. RefSeq lists its product as uncharacterized. The transcript has 3 exons. The coding region runs from base 1 to 849 and encodes 282 amino acids. Lineage: Eukaryota; Fungi; Ascomycota; Eurotiomycetes; Eurotiales; Aspergillaceae. The record is from RefSeq and is a predicted model, not a curated record.
AUGCAACAUACGCCGCAAGCUAUAACCCUCUUGCUGGUGACCAUCAAGACUCAUGGCUCAAUGCUGGAUUCUCGGCCCCCGAAGCCUCUGAUCAACGAAUCCGACCUAACCACACAUCUUGACCUUAGCUGCCAUAUUCCCAUGAACAUACCCAACUCACCUCACACAACACCCCAACCCAACUCCCUAAAGAAUCGUACGAUCCUUGUCUCCACCCACCGAAUCACGACAGCUCCUUUUCGAGGCUCAAUCCUCACCUACUUCUCGCAUCGUCCCAUCCCUACUGUUCGAGCUGGAGUGGUGGGACCGGAAAACAUCUCCCGUGACAUCGGUGCCCUGCUCGGAGCAGCAACGAUGACACUAUCUGCAGAUAACGGAUCCCCCGACAAGAACAAGAACAAGAAGGGAUGGCCCGGUCGAGUCGACGGGGCGAGCUGCGUCAUCGAUGUGGGCGCACGCAUUGCGCACCUGAUUGAGCUCAGACGAUAUCGGGUUCGUUCCUCAUCGGCCUGUCGGAUGCAGGGGUGGUUCCGGGUUUGGGGAGUCAUAGUUGUGCCGGAGCUUUCCCCUUCCUCUCUCUCUCUCUCUCCCUUGUUGUUCGCGGCCAUGGGUUUCACCGGCGGACUGCACCAUACAGUCCAGUCCACUAUUGAGCAUCAUCAUCAUAUUCUCCUAGGAGGCUUGACCGGCAUGGAAGCCACGCAAACAACCGAACGGAUCGACCUUCUGACCAAGCAGAACAGUUGUUGCAGCCUAACGUUCUGGGCAUGGCAGGCCAAGACCCGAGACUCGGUUGGAUCUCCUGGCGGACCAACAGGACUGGUUUGCCCAGCCUGUGAUGAGCAGUGA